This is a messenger RNA of Trichoplusia ni (cabbage looper), 3595 nucleotides long. RefSeq names its product RE1-silencing transcription factor-like. Lineage: Eukaryota; Metazoa; Arthropoda; Insecta; Lepidoptera; Noctuidae. The coding region runs from base 130 to 3231 and encodes 1033 amino acids. The transcript has 28 exons. Gene Ontology annotation, biological process: regulation of transcription by RNA polymerase II. The record is from RefSeq and is a predicted model, not a curated record. Gene Ontology annotation, cellular component: nucleus. Gene Ontology annotation, molecular function: zinc ion binding; DNA-binding transcription factor activity; RNA polymerase II cis-regulatory region sequence-specific DNA binding.
UCACUCAUAUAAGUUUGUGGCGCUAGUGUCAAGUUGUCAACAUCAUAUUCGUUUGUAAUUUUGUUGUAGAGGUUAUGGAGUGAAAAUAUCAGUUUUAUUAGAGUGAAGUGUUUUUUUACUGUUACAAAAAUGGAGACAAGAAGUGAUAAUUUGUCUUCUAUGGAAAUAUGUCGGUUUUGUUUGACUCAAGGUGGAACUUUAACAAGUUUGUAUGAAAGAGUCCGAGCGCCAAAAAACUCAGUUACUCUUCCAUUGAAAAUACUAUCCUGCUUGUCGAUUGAGGUUUUCGCUUCAGACAAAAUGCCUACUUAUAUAUGUAGUCGCUGUAAGUUCUACAUGGACUUGAGUUAUGAAUUUAAAAAUAUGUGCCGGCAAGCUGAUGAGCACAUAUUGCAGUAUGUUCAGAAUGGUAUACCUUUGACACCUAUGACCUGGUCGGCUUCAUUAUCAAAAGUAUUUCGUUUGGCUAACAAAACACCAGAGGUAGCGGUUAUGAAGACAGUUGUAGAAGGUGGGACCACGGUGCAAGUGACCGCACAGUCUGAAAGUGACGAGGAGGAUGAUGAAAAUGUCUACAAUGUUAAGAUUGCUGAUGGAUCUGAUGAAGACUCUAAAAGCGCCCGAGUCAAGGUUAUAACUAGCACUGACAAAGAUGAAAAGGAAAAAGCCAAGCAGACCAAAGUACCAGUGGCGCGGGAGGGGUGCUGGCCGUGCGACGAGUGCGAGUGCACGUACCCGCUGCAGCAGAUGCUGGAACUCCACAAGAAACAGAAGCAUAGGGAGAGGACCGUAUCCUGUGAUCAGUGCGAUGCUAAAUUCUUUAGCCAUUACGAUAUGAUGACGCACAAACUUCGCCACUCAGACGAAAUGAGUUACCAAUGUAUAGCAUGCGAUAAAAAAUUUAAGCGGCUCAUAUUGCUGAAGAGACAUGAGAAGUCGAUGCACGCAGACUUACCGCAACAGAUUUGUAAAUUCUGCCCAGCUUCGUUUUUAUCAGUUGAGGACUUAGACACGCACAUGUUCAAACAUACCCGCAUCGUGGAGAAACGAUUCCACUGUGAAACAUGUGACAAAAGAUUCAAUGAAAAGUCGACGUUGCAAAGACACAUGGAUAACCUACACAGCGCCAAUCCUCGCUACGCCUGCGACUACUGCGCCGAGCGGUUCUCAUCGGUGACUAAAUUAUCGAGACAUGUUCGGACGCACGCUGGAGAAAGGUCGUACCCCUGCAAGUACUGCAACAAAAGUUUUAUCAAGGGACAUCACUACACAAGACAUCUUCGUCUAAAACACCGCGAGACGAUCCGCACAUGUCGCGGGCCGUUCGGCGAGGCGGACCAGUUCCGCUGCGAGCAGUGCGAGGACAGCUUCGGUACUCAGGACGAGCUCAUCUACCACUCGGCGAUACAUGCCACGCAGAACCUCACCUGCCCCCUCUGCCAGGAGAAGUUUGAAGACGUCGAUGCUGUCACAUCUCACAUUAAGACGCAUGUCACAGGUAUGGAGUUCAUGUGCGACCUGUGUGAGCUGGUGUUUACUUCUAAAGAAAAGUUGGACACCCACGUCACUUUAGCGCAUGACGACGAAAUGCGCAGCGAAUCUCUAGUGCAGGAUGAGUCUUCGAUGGAAAUGGAUGUAGAAGACGAAGAUGACGACACAGGAAUUAAUGUCAAAGAAGAAGAUGACCAUAUGGUUGUUGAAAUAAAAAAAGCUGAAGAGUUUAUGCUACCUAAUUUACAAGGGGAUGCCGACGAUAAAAUUGACAAUACCAACUCUGAAGAAAGCGACGCCGAUGCGUCUUACACCGAGCUGUCGACGGUUGCGGCAACACCGAUAGUUAGGAAAAGAAAACCUUCGGCUGAGAGCACACCCGUACUACUGGGCGGCGUCACCAUCACCAAGAACAUUGUAGCGGCUAAAAAUGAAAAGACAGCAAGCAUUCUUCGGAAAGCUGAGGAAAUUAAGAAGAAAGUCAUACAACCAGCAAAUGAAGUUGCUGACAAAAAGAAGGUUGAAAAUAACAGCGCCGGAGCCAGCGACAAGUCUCUGCGUCUGCUAGAAAAGGAAUUACAAGAACUGAAGAGGCAGACCAAUACUCGCUCCGAGGCAGUGAAGACGCCCGCCAAACCCAUGGAGACUCUAAGAAGUAGGCGAGCUCAAAUACACACCUCGACGCCUAAGUUAAGGGGCGCUCCUGUAGAAGAAAAGAAAACUCUAGUAGCAACAAAGUCUCCGGCCGUGGAGAAAAAAGUACCGGAACGUCGCGUGCUCACCAAAGAGAAUAAAGAACCCAAAGACAGCAAGGAGGCAAAAGCUAACAAUAAUAGCGUUAAAGAUGACAAAGCUAAAGAAGCUAAGGAAACUCCUAAGAAUGUUGUAAAGAACGGUAAUAGCGAUAAGAACAAUUCUGAAGAUGGAAUCCGUCGCUCAACAAGGCCUUCUAAGAUCAAGGAUUACGCGAAGAUGAUACGAGACAGGUCUCAAGAUUCUGACAAUGAUGACUCGGAUGACGCCGACGAUGAAGAAUACAAAGAAGUUGAGAAAUCUGUUGAGAUCAAACCGAAACCGCGGCGGGCCAGUAUAAAGUCUGCGGCCGCUAAGCAAGGCACGCCCAACGCGGCCGCGCCCACGCCCAGGAAGAGAGGGCGCCCGCGCAAGGAUAAAGCCGUGGCAUCAAAAAUACGAAAAGAAGAGGUGGACGAAGAAGAAGAUGACAAUAAUGAAACAAAUGAGAGUGAAAAGGACGGCAAGACGAAAGAACUUGAUUCUCUCGUGGAGAAAGAAAAUGACGUUAAAGCUACUCCUGAGGUUGUUCCAUCAUUGUUGCAGGAGGCAAAUAAACCAGCGACUGAACAAAAACCUUCGCCCGGCGUAAUGGUCUCGCCUACCACUUUGAAAAAAAUUCCUAUCAAAGCAUUGCCUCCUGGAGUGAAACCGAUGCCGUUGCCUGUCAAUGCUCGACUCGGUGGAGGCGAAGUAUGCGAGAUGCAGAUCGGCAAGAAGGUCGUCAAAGUACAGAAAAUAGUUAUGACGAAAGCUGAAGUAGAGGCUAUGGCUAAGAAAGGGUUGGUGGAGAUGAAGGAUGGUACAAUGGUACUGAAGCAGGGUAUAAAAAUCCCAUCAGCUGAUCCAACAGCACUCAAAACUACUCUAGUCGGAGAAGAUGCGGGAAAAGAAUCUCCUAGUAAAAAGGCAACGCCGACGCGAUGCGACUUCGGCGAAGAUGUGUGAAUUUUAUCAUUUAAUCAUUGUUUACUACCCUUAUUUAUGUUAUCAUUAGAUGGAAUAAGAUGUCACUAUAAAUAAAUAGGUAAGGUAGUGUUUAACACCGAUGUAUUUUUUUUAUUAAGUAAUAUCUCAUAGGUAUAUGUUACUGUUAAAAAUUGAACUUUUAAUGCAUUCAAGAAACAUUUAAUGUAAUUAUUAUCCUUUAUAAUGACACGUAUUUUACUUCCGAUCGAGAAUGUCAUUUCUAAGAUCAUUAUGUAAUGGUGUUUUGUGACACAAUGUAUUUUAAUUUAAGGGAGUAAACAUAUUUCUAAGCUUAGGAACUAUAGUGUUUAGUACGUAAAAUAAAACAUAGAUGCAAACAUCA